UAUUUUGUAGGCUAGUAUAGUUGCCAGAUGUGCACUAAAGUAUAGCCUUUGCUUUUGGCAAGUACCCCAAAAGUUCGAAUUGCAAAUUCCUCUCAUAAUCAUCAUUUUUGAAAUACGAAUAUGCCCUCAGAUAAUCGUAUCCGCACGACAACAAGCAUUCUCCCAUAGAUUGCACACGUUCUACAGUGAACUUUCCAACUGUCAAACUUGUUUGUCUACAAGAUUCCCAAAUACGCCCAAACGCAUUCACCCCAUGAUUCAAUGAAGUCAUUGAAUGAUAUAAUGUUAAUAAUGUAAUUGUUUCGUUUGGCUCUAACGGAUUUUACGAAUGACACUCUGGCAACACAGCAAGCUAAAACACUGAAAAUCAGAGAUUUUGUAAAUACUUUUUUAGGGUAUUUUUCUUAGCAAUAAGCCCAAAUCAGGUUCUAAACGCGAUUUUGAAAUCAUUGAGCUAUACAACAAUGCAAACCAUGUCCUCAUAUAACUUUCCACUUUUGAACUAUUGCGUUUUAAAUUCAAUGAAAAUCUGCUACAUGCAUUUUAAAUGGGAUCAGCUGUUCACUUUACCAAAGUGCUAACCAGUGACGUCAUGUGCGCACGAAAAUCGAGUUUUCGACCGAUUAAUAUUCUACCUUGUAUUCAUUGUAUCAUGGAUCAGCAUCGUAGGCGAGCCCUGUUAUUUUAAAUAUCGAUAACAGGUACCGACUGUUCCAUACCAAUAUCUGUUCCAAAAUAUUUGUGACAAGAAUUUCGUGUCAUCCCUAGUACGAAACCACUCCACAUGGAUCUGACAGAGACGUUUGAACUGUCAAGCAUUUCAAAGUUUUGUGGGGACAAUUUUUGAACGGUUAGUGCUGGUAAUUCGUGACUUUGCUGCAUCCAAAAUGUAGAUGUUUUCUAAUGCGUUUCUGUAACGCAAGGAAUACCACUUGACAAACAUUUCAGCCCUUUGUUCUUCGGUUAAUUGUUGUUGAUAGUGAAUCCCAAAUAAAGGGCAUUUUACACCGUUUGCACCCUUUUGUUAUACAAUACGUGAACAUGUUUGUCAUAUUUUCUACUACUAACUGAUUUCGAGUUAUUUGCAAUACUUCGUACAAUCAAACUGAACGUUCAGCACAUUACUACUUAAAAACGAUAAAGAAAUGGAUCGAAUAGAAUUGGGGGACCAAGUGUAUGCUGCAGAGAGGAUUAUGAAGAAACGGAACCGCAAGGGUAUAGUCGAAUUUUACGUGAAAUGGAAAGGCUGGAGUCAAAAGCACAACACAUGGGAACCAGAGGAGAACAUUCUGGAUGCAAGGCUGAUUGAAUUAUUUGAACUUUCACAGAGAAAUGAAGGAAGUGCCAAAAGGGGUCCCAAAAGAAAAGAAAAGAAAGAAUCCCAGAGGGAAGUUGAAACCGAAGAUGAAGGCGAUGAAAGCCAAGAUGAAGCCCCUACAACUCAUAUUUCAAGCGGUAAAUACGACAGGAAAAAGGAUACAGAUAAGAAUCAAGACGAUAUUGUCAAUAAGAAAAGUGAAGAACGCGAAAUUGUUCCCGGUUUAAUUGAAGAUGAAGAAACUAGGACAGGGUCGGAAGACACAUCAGAAUCGACUUCAACCGCAGCACCGAUUUCAGCAGAUAAUGAAAAUUCAAACAGUUCAAGCAGUGAAGAUAGGAGACCACUUUUGUCGCGAAUAGAAGCAGGAACUAAACGAAAAGCUGAAGUUUUAUCCACUGAGAGUGGAAAAAUUGGAGUUACUAUAACUACCAGUCCGACUAAUCUUAGUCCACCACCACCCAAAAUAAAACACGAAGCCAAACAGCAGUCCUUAGACAAGAAAAAUGUUGAUGCCGAUGCCGACAUAGCUAAUUCUUCUACUAAAGAAUCUAUCCCUUCGGCAGAGUCUGAGAAACGACCUGUGAAAGUUGAGAUUAAGAAAGGAGAUAUUGUGCCUCUACCAUUGAAUGGUCAUAAUAACAACAAUAACGGUUCGCACGAAUCGUCAGAGUUGACUAGUCCUGGUUCCCAAUAUUGGCUUUCCCGAAAUCCAGUAGCUGAUCAAGUUUUCAUCACCGAUGUAACCGUUAAUUUGAAAACCGUAACAAUUAGAGAGUGCAAGACAGGCAAAGGGUUUUUCAAAGAACGGGAGGAUGAGAAAAAUAAACAUUCAAACGAUGUGAUCUAAAGGUACUCUGGUGACUUUUGUAUAUAUAUGGUUAUAAGACAAGAUCUUCAUCGUAAGGUGAAUAAAAUGUACAAAUUAGGCUUAUACACGUUGGUAUUUAGGAGAAAUGAUUCUAAAAGACUGGUUGGUGCUAUGAUAGGAUAAAACUUUUUUUUGUAGCGAUUCUUAUACAAAAGUUUCUUCAUUCGUAACUAGUCCUAAAAAGUCGAGACAUUGUUUUAUAUACUUAAAAAAAAAAGCGGAAAUAACACGUACUAGUCGGAUAUUAGCAACAUUUAAUUGUCUCUUGUGGGAAUUAAUUGUUCUGAUUUUCUUACAAUGUUGCAGCACUAAUUGUUAUCUAAUUUUUAAAGAAUUAUUUACUAUAGAAAGUUUUUAGCGGUUAAUAACCUUGUUAAUGCAUUUCAUUUGAAAAUGGUUUUGGUCCGGAUAAUUGUCGUUACACGGUUGUUUUUCCGAAGUUGCUAAACAUUUUGAAACGGUUUGAAUGUAAACAAGAAUGUUUUUCAAGUCAAUUUUAGCUGACUUAAUUUUAUUAUUGCCUAAAACUUAAUGUACUAUAUUUAUUUAAUUUCAAUUUAUGUCAUUUCUUCAAUUUUUGACAACUAUUUAAUUUUAAGUUUUACCUUUAUUUAUUAGCGUAUUUAUUUAUUUAUUAUUAAUUUUAGGAUAUGCUUUGCUACGAGGCUUUAAUACUGGCAUUUUAAUAUUGGAUUUUUCAGAUAAUUCUUACAUUAAUAAAAUGUAAUUUUUGAUCUGAAAAUAUCUGCUUUUAUAAUAUUGUCAGGCAGUAAAUUAUUUUUACGGCUAAUUUUAGUCUGAACUCAAUCGAGUUACUGUAGUCAUUAUUUUUCUAUUGUCUAGCAGUAGGUAGCUACUAAUAAUAGUUUCUCUUUUGGGACUAUAUUCGGAUUCUUUACUAAAUUGAAUAAAAUCGUGACUUCAUCAAUUUUAAUGCUUACAGUGGAUUAAUUGGAACAAAUUUUAUACACGUUUAAAGAAUUACUGCUGGUUGUUGGCUACUGGCUUUCAAACAUCGGGUCUUCAAAUAUUGUUUAUAGUUAACAAUUGUUCAUAUGUUAUGUUAGUUUACUUCAUAUGGCCAAUUCUUUCCCUGAAUAAAGUGAAGAUUUAGUAUA
Molecule: messenger RNA, 3307 nt
Organism: Dendroctonus ponderosae (mountain pine beetle)
Lineage: Eukaryota; Metazoa; Arthropoda; Insecta; Coleoptera; Curculionidae
Product: polycomb group protein Pc
Exons: 7
Coding region: 1146-2168 (340 amino acids)
Source: RefSeq, a predicted model, not a curated record